Oryza brachyantha (malo sina) is the source of this 1431-nucleotide messenger RNA. Its product is annotated as histone-lysine N-methyltransferase SUVR3. The transcript is spliced from 2 exons. Gene Ontology annotation, molecular function: zinc ion binding; histone methyltransferase activity; protein binding. The coding region runs from base 36 to 1046 and encodes 336 amino acids. NCBI's taxonomy places the organism in Eukaryota, Viridiplantae, Streptophyta, Magnoliopsida, Poales, Poaceae. The record is from RefSeq and is a predicted model, not a curated record. Gene Ontology annotation, cellular component: nucleus.
CCGUGUACGAGCAUUACUCUUACCAAAUUGCUCAUAUGAGAAACCCAGCAACGCGCGGCGCCGUCGGCGAGUUGGCGGAGCUGGUCCUGCCAUGGCUGCCGACAGAGGACCUCGCAGCCGCGGCUUCCGCCUGCCGCGCCCUGCGUGCCGCCGCUUCCGCGGUCACAGCCGGCCGCGCCGCCGACGCGGCACACGGACUGGAGCCUCUCCCCAUCCCCUUCGACAACCUCGUCGACUGCAAGCCCUACGCCUACUUCCUCUACACCCCCUUCUCCCUCACCCCGUCCGCCGCCUCACCCCGCGCCCAACCGUGGGGCCGCACGUGGGAACGUCCGCUAGGCCCGACAUGGCCUCCCUCCGACCUAGGCGGCUUCCCGUCGGCCGGGUGCGCGUGUCCACAGGGGGCGUGCGGCGGCGCUCGGUGCCCGUGCGCUGACCCGGAGGCCCAGACGGUCGGCUCGGAGGCGGAGGUUGGGAUGGGGAUGGGGAGCCUCAGGGAGUGCGGCGAGGGGUGCCCGUGCGGGCCGUCGUGCGGGAACCGGCGGACCCAGCGCGGCAUCACGGUGCGGCUGCGCGUCAUGCGCCACCGGAAGAAGGGUUGGGGACUGCACGCCGCCGAGGUUCUUCGCCACGGGCGGUUCGUUUGCGAGUAUGCUGGUGAGCUUUUGACAACAGAAGAAGCAAGGAAGCGGCAGAGGCUAUAUGAUGAGCUUGCCUCUGUCGGUAAGCUUUCUCCUGCACUCAUUGUCAUACGGGAACAUCUUCCUUCUGGGAAAGCAUGCCUAAGAGUUAACAUUGAUGCAACAAAAGUGGGAAAUGCGGCUCGUUUUAUCAAUCAUUCAUGUGAUGGAGGGAACUUGCAUCCCGUCUUAGUUAGGAGCUCAGGUUCAUUGCUCCCAAGGCUCUGCUUUUUUGCUGCCAGAGAUAUCAACGAAGGAGAAGAGCUCACCUUCAGUUAUGGUGAUGCUAGAGUUAGGCCUAAGGGCUUGCCGUGCUUCUGCGGAAGUUUGUGUUGUUCUGGUGUACUUCCUUCGGAAGAAACAUGAGCGAAUGUUCGUCAUCUGUAAUCCUUGAUGUUUUACUGCCUUUACAAGAAUAUUGGCGUCAGUAGUUCUACCGGCACCUGAUGAGGGAUGACUGGUGCGGACCGUGCGGUGGUGCCUCGCUUCAAAAAUUCAGCAUGCUGCCUCGGCCGUUUCAUGUCCGGUCUCUGUACCUUAUAUCUGACACUUGUGAGAGAAAAAUGUCUUGGCUCAUAGCACAAUGUGUACGGCAAGCUAGCAAAGCUAGACAAUUCUUUGGUAUCCGUUCUUAAAUCCUAAUGCAAUUCUUGCCGGCAGUUGGAAAUGCAUUUCGUGCUUCGGCUCACGGAUCCUUUGACAAAGAAGGCUCCUAUAGAGUGUGGUGAGUUCAACAAGAAACAACCUUGUG